UUCACAAAGUCAACCACGUUCUGCCUUUGUCAGAGUUCACUUACAUAAAGAGCCCUUUAGCGUCGUCUUAAGCUAAAGUGAGCUCAAGCACUUCACCCUGCCACUGGUUGUAAGGCACCUGCUGUAAAAUGACCCUGAAACCAUUAACUCCAGUGAACUGUGCGAGCCUUCUACAGCCCGGCUGCUCCCUGCUGCAGCUGGACGGUGAAGUUCUCCUGUUUGGCCAGAAAGGCUGGCCGAAGCGCUCGUGUCCGACUGGAGUGUUUGUGGUGCGGCUUAAACGUGACGAGUUGAAACUGAGGCCCAUCUCCUUCUCCAAUGAGUCGUGCUACCUCCCCCCGCUACGUUGCCCAGCUGUUUGCCGUCUCGACCCCUACGACGGGCUUCCAGAGAGUUACCUCAUCCACGGUGGCCGCACGCCAAAUAAUGAGAUCUCAUCAAGCUUGUACCUGCUGACUGUGGACAGUCGUGGCUGCAAUCGCAAAUUGACUUUGCGCUGCAAAGAGAAAGAGCUGGUGGCAGAGGUGCCAGGGGCCCGAUACGGCCACACCAUGAGCAUGGUUCAAAGUCGUGGGAAGACAGCUUGUGUGUUGUUUGGGGGUAGGUCCUACAUGCCUGCGGGGGAGCGCACCACAGAGAGCUGGAACAGCGUGGUUGACUGUCCUCCUCAGGUGUUCUUGUUUGACCUGGAGUUUGGGUGCUCGUCUGCUCACACUUUACCCGAGCUCAGCGAUGGCCAGUCCUUCCAUGUCGCCAUUGCCAGAGAAGACUCCGUCUACUUCAUUGGAGGUCACUCACUGGCCUCCGACUCACGUCCACCUCGUCUGUUUCGCCUGCGCGUCGAGCUAUUGCAGGGCAGCCCCUUGCUUUCCUGUGAGAUCCUGGACACUGGCUUGUCCAUCUCUAGCGCCAUUGUCACCCGUACGGGACCCGCUCACAGAUACAUCAUCUUAGGGGGGUAUCAGUCAGACUCGCAGAAGAGGAUGCAGUGCAACACGGUCAUUCUGGAUGAGAAAGGGAUCCACUUUGAGCCCCUAGAACCACCCAAUUGGACCCAAGACGUCAUCCACAGUCGCACUUGGUUUGGUGGCAGUGCUGGGGAGGGAAGCGUCCUACUAGGUGUGCCGACCGAAGGAAGGCCUUCCCAACCGGAAUUGCAUUACUUCUAUUAUUUGAGCUUCCAGUCGGAUGAAAAAUGCACAGAGGAAGAAGGAACCCAGACCUGCAGCCAGGAGUCAACAGACUUCGAUGACUCCACUCCUCUUGAAGACUCAGAGGAGCUCUACUUUGGUCGUGAGCCACACGAGCUGGACAGCAGUGACGGAGAAGAGGGCACCUACAAUGAAGAGGACGAGGAAGACGAAUCGCAAACAGGUUACUGGAUCAAAUGCUGUCUAUCCUGUCAGGUCGAUCCCAACACAUGGGAGCCGUACUACUCCACUGAGCUCCACCGGCCUGCUAUGAUUUUCUGCUCCAGAGGAGAAGGUGGGCACUGGGUGCAUGCGCAGUGCAUGGAGCUGUCUGAGACCCUGCUGGUCAGACUCUCUCAGGGCAACAAAAGAUACUUCUGCUUGGAACACGGUGGCCUGCCCUACCAGGAGAUGACCCCACCUCGAGAGACCCUGCCCCUGAAGCGCACCCCAUUGAAAGUAAAGGACAGAAAGACACCUCUGGUCAUCAAGAUGUCUCCUGCCAAGAAAAGCUUUUUCAGAAGGCUUUUUGAUUGACUCUAGUUGUCACUAUCUUGUGUACACGAUCACUGAUAUGCAUGAUUUGUAUCUUUUGGUUUAUAUUCACUGGGUAAAAAACACAAUAUGCGAAAGUGAAGAAUUUCAUCUGUUAUUGUCUAUAGACUGUGUUCACUGAUGUUUUACACUCUAGGACAAAAAAAUAUACUUUUUUUUAUCAUUGUUUACAGUUUAAGUUUUUAUUCACUGUAAAAAUUGUUAAGUGCUGCAGACUGUGCACAAAGUGGAGCUGAAUGUGAUUAUUAAACUGACAAUUUCUUAAUAAAACUCCG
This is a messenger RNA of Mugil cephalus (flathead mullet), 2020 nucleotides long. It is a transcript of the gene rag2, whose product is annotated as recombination activating gene 2. Gene Ontology annotation, biological process: V(D)J recombination. NCBI's taxonomy places the organism in Eukaryota, Metazoa, Chordata, Actinopteri, Mugiliformes, Mugilidae. The transcript is spliced from 2 exons. Gene Ontology annotation, molecular function: sequence-specific DNA binding; protein binding. The record is from RefSeq and is a predicted model, not a curated record. The coding region runs from base 129 to 1727 and encodes 532 amino acids. Gene Ontology annotation, cellular component: DNA recombinase complex; nucleus.